Messenger RNA from Cylindrotheca closterium, 1833 nucleotides. The record is from the annotation of a GenBank genome assembly. NCBI's taxonomy places the organism in Eukaryota, Bacillariophyta, Bacillariophyceae, Bacillariales, Bacillariaceae.
AUGGAUCCAAUAGCUCUUCCCUCGCCAGAGAAUGUCAUCCGUCCUUUUGGGUACUCCACGAGUGACUGUGGCUACUGUAAGGGGGAGAGGGCAGCAUUGUUGCCGGGUAAUGUCUCACCUAAUGACUGCUCGAAGUCGUGGGGAAUGCUGGCCGAUGUAAUGACAGCUAGCGCCUAUGAAGGUUUCAUUGCAAAAGGAUGGAGAAGAUCGGGGAUCCAUCUGUAUAAGCCAAGUAAUUUCGAGAGCUGCUGCCCAACAUUAGCCAUCAGAUUAAUAGCUGAUCGAUUCGCAAUGACUAAAUCUCAAGCAAAGGUGCUCAAGAAGAUGAAGAACCUACUCCAGCCACCGCUCCAAAAGGAGAGAAGUCGAAGGACGAAACAAAAGAAUGUUUCUUUGGACGAACAGCUGCUGGAAUCUUGUGGGGCCUUGUCCGCGCUCUCGGAAUGCACUCAACAGGCUAUCGCCCAUUUCCUGAGUAGUACACCACACGCAUCCAAUGGGAACGGCACAUCAUCAGAGUGGUCGGUGGCUCUCAAAGUAAGGAAACAGUCCAAACAAGAACGAAAGCAAAAUAUAAUUCAAGUUGUAUCUAGCAUAUGUGCUCAGGUGGCUGGAAAACUAGGACUGGAACGUCACAAUGUGGUCCAGACUGUGAUUCAGCAACUUAUUUUGCCCAAAACGACUGACUUUAGUGGUGGCAAAGUGUCGGUUGUUGGAGCUCGCGCACAUCCACCCAGCGGACAAAUCAUCAUCACUCUUCAGCUACUCGAAACUCCAAGCAUUCCAGCGGAUUACUUGGAUGUGAGCAUGAGGGACGAAAGCGAUGAUUCGGAUGACAAGCUCGGUGCUUGGUAUUACCAAGCUACGCACAAGGCUCUGCUUCCAUCACAGCGGGAACUCACGGUCCGAACCAUAACAGCCUAUGAAUCGGCGUUAGACCCCGAAGCCUUUCGGCUGUACGCUAGAUAUCAGCACGUUGUCCAUAACGAUCCAGAUCCGUUUUCCAAAGAUUCUCCGCCAAAGGAAAAGGGUGGUGAUGAACAAGACGAAGAGGAAAUCGUCAUAUCGGAACUAGAUUGGGGAAAUGCUCCGAAAUACUUUUUGGAUCGUAUCGAAUCCACACUGAACGCACUCCUACAAGGCCAAGACCAGGAGCUUCACAAUGCAAUUUUGUCCAAUUUCUACAGCUACUAUCAAUUUUUGGUGGAAGCUCCGUUCCCCUUUGGUGAUGGCAGCGUUCCAUUGCAGGCCCCAGCCUGUGGAAACUAUCACCAACACUACCGAAUUGGAGAAUCCCUGGUGGCAGUGGGAGUGGUGGAUAUCCUGCCCGAUGGAUUCUCGUCCGUGUAUCUUUACUAUGAUCCCGCGUUCUCGCAUCGGCUUGUCCCCCUUGGCAAGUACGCCACUUUGAAAGAGAUCGAGUAUACCCACCGCGAGCUCCAAAAGCCCUACUAUUAUUUGGGCUAUUACAUUGAAUCUUGUCAAAAGAUGCGAUACAAGGGAGAAUACAAACCAAGCCAAUUGCUUUGUCCAAAGUACUACCAAUGGAAGGAUGUCGAAAUUGCAUUGCCGAAGCUUCGGGAAACAACGCGGCAUGUAUGUGCCUUUGGGGACGAGGAUGAUCAGCAACAGCAGCAAACCAUAGCUCAGAAUGACAUUCGAAACCAUGAUUACUAUUUGGGUCAAAUUCAAAUGGACAUUGGAGCAGGAAUGAACGUGGUGUUUGAUAUGCUGCAAGAGAGUGGAAAAGAUGUGGUCAAACCAAUUUUAGAGGAAUUCAUGUUGGAAGCUGGUUCUCAGCUACCAACCAAAUGUCUCGUCAAGCUUACAUAG